AUGCCAAAAUAUUACUGUGAUUAUUGUGAUACAUAUCUAACACAUGAUUCACCGAGUGUACGAAAAACUCACUGUCAAGGACGUAAACAUAAAGACAAUGUUAAAUAUUUCUAUCAAAAAUGGAUGGAGGAACAAGCGCAACACUUAAUCGACGCAACAACAGCGGCAUUUAAGGCUGGAAAAAUUGCGUCUAACCCUUUUGCAGCAAACAAGGGAGCAGCAAUUCCACCACCUCCAAACCUUGGACCACGUCCUGGAGUACCACCACAGGGUCCACCAGGUAUGAUGCCACCUCCUGGAAUGCAUCCUGGUGGCCCAAUGGGUCCAGGUGGUCCGAUGAUGAUGGGACCACAUGGACCAAUGCCACCAAUGAUGGGUAUGAGACCACCUAUGAUGGGGCCUAUGGGACCAAUGGGGCCAAUGAUGGGUCCUAUGGGACCUAUGGGUCCAAUGAGACCUCCAAUGAAUGGACCACCACCACCUAUAGGAGGACCUCCACCGAUGAAGAAAUAAUGAAGAAACAUAUAGUUCUUACCAUUAUUAAC
Messenger RNA from Eufriesea mexicana, 545 nucleotides. RefSeq names its product small ribonucleoprotein particle U1 subunit C (gene snRNP-U1-C). NCBI's taxonomy places the organism in Eukaryota, Metazoa, Arthropoda, Insecta, Hymenoptera, Apidae. Gene Ontology annotation, molecular function: zinc ion binding; pre-mRNA 5'-splice site binding. Bases 1 to 513 code for a protein of 170 amino acids. Gene Ontology annotation, cellular component: U1 snRNP; nucleus. The record is from RefSeq and is a predicted model, not a curated record. The transcript has a single exon. Gene Ontology annotation, biological process: mRNA 5'-splice site recognition; mRNA splicing, via spliceosome; spliceosomal snRNP assembly.